ACCGUCGGCUUCGAUUAUUCUUAUCGCUAAUUAGCAAUCUAGUUUAUUAUAUAUAUUGAUGUAUAUAUAUAUUCAUUUAUCUGUGAGAUAAACGUUUGGAUAACGAGCCAUCAGCUAUGAAAAAGAGGCCACAAAAUGGAUUUUGAUUACAUCAUACAGCAUUUAAACUGUUCCUUACCUACUCAAUUUGACUACAGUAAUCUGAAUAAUUCUUUAGAUUUCUUACUCCGUGAAUCAUAUAAUGCAUUAGAAUUGAAUGACCGAGCAACUUCUCUAUCAAAAAUUGAAGAUGUUUUAGAAAAAAUAUGGGAAUAUCUACAUACAGGUUCAUGGGUUGAUGUUUCUGAAGGUAUGCGAAAAUUAUAUUCCCAUGCAAGUUUAUUUAAGACAAAACUGUUAUUACAAUCUUCAUAUGACGAAGAAGUCAUCAAAAAAGCAAUAAAAGCAAUUGAUAUGGGUCUUUUAAUGGGAAAUGAAUUUAGGGAAGAAUUAACUAAAGCAGCAACAUUUUUGUGUAAUGCUUUACAAACAAACUUAAAUGUGUUGGAACCUCAAGCAGUAAUUAACAAUAAAUGUCCAAGUAAUAAUGACAUUCUUCAUCAAAUAGGCAAAGAGAUUCCAAUAAUCAAUAUUCCAUCUUUAGAAACCUUUUUUAGAGAUUACUUUAAGCCAAAAUUACCUGUUAAAAUAACUGGUGGCAUGCUACAUUGGCCUGCUCUAGAUAAAUGGAACGAUUUAAAUUAUAUACUAAGAAUGGCAGGAUCAAGGACUGUACCAGUUGAAAUUGGUUCAUCUUAUGCCGAUGAAGAUUGGAGUCAAACAUUGAUAACUAUUGAAGAAUUUAUUAACAAUAGAGUUUUACAUCCCAAGGAUAAAACCACUUACCUGGCUCAACAUCAACUUUUUAAUCAAAUUCCAGAAUUAAAAGAUGAUAUUAGAAUACCAGAUUAUUGUCACUUGUCAGAAUCUGAUGACUCUGAACCAGAUAUUAAUGCAUGGUUUGGACCAAAAGGAACUAUUUCUCCUACUCACCAUGAUCCAAAAAACAAUUUUUUGGCUCAAGUUGUUGGUACAAAGGAUAUUAUUUUAUAUGAUCCCAAAUGGACCGAAUGUUUAUAUCCAUAUGAAGAAAAACUACUAAUGAACACUGCUCAAGUUGAUCCAAUUAAACCAGAUUUAAGCAAAUAUCCUAAAUUUUCCCUAGCAGAGGCUAAGCAUUGUACACUUCAUGAAGGGGAAAUGUUGUUUAUACCUGCUGGUUGGUGGCACAGAGUAGAAUCCCAGACAAUUAGUUUUUCUGUUAGUUUUUGGUGGAUGUAAUAUUUGUUUUAAAUUGUAAAUUAAAAUAAAUAAAUUAUGUUUUUU
Adelges cooleyi (spruce gall adelgid) is the source of this 1365-nucleotide messenger RNA. Its product is annotated as bifunctional peptidase and arginyl-hydroxylase JMJD5-like. The coding region runs from base 136 to 1320 and encodes 394 amino acids. Gene Ontology annotation, molecular function: histone H3K36 demethylase activity. Lineage: Eukaryota; Metazoa; Arthropoda; Insecta; Hemiptera; Adelgidae. The transcript is spliced from 9 exons. The record is from RefSeq and is a predicted model, not a curated record. Gene Ontology annotation, cellular component: nucleus.